AUGGCCGACCUCGUCCCGCUCAACGACGUCGAAAAGUGCUACUGGUCGCCCCAGGCCUUCCUGCGCUGCUUCCGCGCCGUCAAGUGGGACUACGCCGCCGGCCUGCGCCGCGCCGAGGAGACGUGCGUCUGGAGGCGCGAGUACGCCGUCGAGGACAUGAAGGAGGACGACGUCUGGACCGAGGGCGAGACGGGCAAGGAGCUCGUGUUUGGCUACGACGUCAACGCGCGCCCGGUCCUCUACAUGCACCCUUGGCGGCAAAACACCGAGGUCGGCCCGCGCCAGAUCGCCUUCGUCGUCUGGUGCCUCGAGCGCACGAUCGACCUCGCCCCGGCGACCGAUCCGGCGACCGAGAUGCUGUGCCUGUGCAUCGACUUUGGCGCCAACGUCAAGGACGCAAAGGGCCAGCCGACGACGCUCGGCCAGGCGCGCAAAGUGCUCGAGAUCCUCCAGACGUACUACUGCGAGCGCCUCGGCAAGGCCAUCUGCGUCAACAUCCCGCAAAUCUUCUUCGCGUUCUACAAGCUCGUCUCGCCGUUCGUCGACCCGAUCACCAAGGAGAAGAUCCGCUUCCUCGAAAAGCCCGACGCGACGUCGCUCAUCCCGCCGUCGCAGCUCCAGAAGAUCUUUGGCGGCGACGUCAACCUCGAGUACGACCACGCGACCUACUUCCCGGCCCUGACCAAGCUGUGCAUGGAGCGCAAGCAGGCCAACCUCGAGCGGUGGCGCAAGUACGGCCAGGGAAAGUGCGGCCUCGACGAGGCUAUCAUUCGCGGCGCGAGGGUGCCAGAGGGCGCCGCAGAGCCCUCGACGGCGGCAGCAGGAGCAGCGGGCGAGGACGCGAGCGUCGAGCCGCCGACGGAGCAGCUCGCGGCGGCGAGCCUCGGCGGCGGCAGCAGCACCGACAGCGGGCACGCGGCGUCGACGGCGGCGAGCGACGCGACGGUCGCUGUCCCGCCGGUCGUCGCGACGACGCCUGGCGCCGAGCCGGACAAGUUCGUCGAUGCGCCGGUCGCGCCGGCGGCCGCGGUUGAGAAGGCCGUUCCGAGCGUCGCCUAG
Molecule: messenger RNA, 1059 nt
Organism: Rhodotorula graminis WP1
Lineage: Eukaryota; Fungi; Basidiomycota; Microbotryomycetes; Sporidiobolales; Sporidiobolaceae
Exons: 6
Coding region: 1-1059 (352 amino acids)
Molecular function (GO): phosphatidylinositol transfer activity
Source: RefSeq, a predicted model, not a curated record